AUGGCUUCGAAGGCCAUGUGGGAGGUUGAUCCCGAGACAAGAUCCAAACUUGUCUCGAUCCAGCAAGAAAACAAGAACAACCUAUGCUGCGACUGCGGGGCGCCGUCGCCGCAGUGGGCGUCGCCCAAGUUUGGCAUCUUCAUCUGCCUGUCGUGCGCGGGCGUGCACCGGGGUUUGGGGGUGCACAUCUCGUUUGUGCGUUCUAUCUCGAUGGACGCGUUCAAAUCGGCCGAGAUUGAGCGCAUGCGGCUAGGCGGCAACGAGAACUGGCGCCGCUUCUUCGAGAACCACCCGGACACGAGGAUGCGCGGGCUCAGCUGGGACGACGCUACCAUCGCCGAGCGCUACGGCGGUGAGGCCGGGGAGGAGUGGAAGGAGCGGCUCAGCGCAAAGGUCGAGGGCCGCGAGUACGUCCCUGCAGACGCGAAGAAGAAGAAGGAGGAAGGAAUCGUGCCCAAGAGCGCGAGUCCCGCGCCGAGUUCAACGGCCCCGACGCGCAGCGGGCCCCGCGCCAAUACUAGCACCCCGCUGAGCGGCAGCGCGACGGGCAGUAGGACGGCGAGUCCCGGGCCAGGAGGCAAGAUCAAGGUGGAUGUGGACUACUUUGCGAAGCUGGGCGAGCGGAACGCACAGAGGCCGGAUGACUUGCCCCCCAGCCAGGGAGGCAAGUACAGCGGGUUUGGCAGCUCGGCGCCGCGGCCGCAGCGGGAGGAGCAGACGGCUUUGCCCAAGCUGGAGGAUUUGCAAAGAGACCCCGUGGCGGCGAUAAGUAAAGGCUUUGGGUGGUUCGCAUCGACGGUUACCAAGACAGCCAAAACGGUGAAUGAGGGGUUCAUACAGCCGACGGCGAAACAGAUAGCCGAUUCCGAGCUGGCUGCCCAAGCCCGCAUCGCAGCGGCCCAGGCCGCGCGGUCAGCGCAAGCGGGCGCGAGGUCGGCUCAGGAAGGGCUCAGCCGCUUCGUUGAAGGGCCGGCUGGCAGCGGCUAUAAGCCGGUAAGCACCGGCAGCGGCAGCGGCAGCAGCAAUUUUGACGAGAGCAAGCGGGCGUUCUGGGACGACUUUGCUGCCGCCGCAGACCAAAGGAAAGCCUCGGGCAGCUCUAUAGGCACGUCGGCCAUGGGCAAGGGCGGUAGCAAUAAGCAGGGACCGCCAGCGAAGAAUACCAAGGACGAGUGGGAUGACUGGUGA
This is a messenger RNA of Canariomyces notabilis, 1188 nucleotides long. Its product is annotated as ArfGap-domain-containing protein. The record is from RefSeq and is a predicted model, not a curated record. Gene Ontology annotation, cellular component: Golgi membrane. NCBI's taxonomy places the organism in Eukaryota, Fungi, Ascomycota, Sordariomycetes, Sordariales, Chaetomiaceae. The coding region runs from base 1 to 1188 and encodes 395 amino acids. Gene Ontology annotation, molecular function: GTPase activator activity. The transcript is spliced from 3 exons. Gene Ontology annotation, biological process: regulation of endocytosis; regulation of ARF protein signal transduction.